AUGACUGCUGCUGAUGUUUUAUUCAAUCAAGCUGAUCUAAACCAAGAUCAACAAAUUGAUAUAAAUGAAUUUCAAAAUUUUACUGGUGCUGGUGGUCUUUCAUAUGGAGCAUCAGAUUAUGGUUAUGGUGAUUUAAGCACACUAGGAUUUGCUGGUGAUCUUUCAUAUGGAGCAUCAGAUUAUGGUUAUGGUGAUUUAAGCACAUUAGGAUAUGCUGGUGAUUACGGUUAUUCAUCAAUAAUAGGUGGUGGUGGUUAUGGUGGUGGUUAUGGUGGUGAUAUUAUUUAUACUGGAAGUGGUUAUGGUGGUGCUGGUUAUAAUGCAUCAUUAUACGAUUCAUCAAUUAUCAAUGCUGGUUUAGGUUCAGUUAACUAUUUAUCUACACCACAAUGGACUGGUUAUCAACGAUAUGCAACCGACGCUCGAGGUCUCUAUCAAGAUCCAAACCCACAAAUUAUACGUCGUCCAGCACCAGGCGGUGGCUUAACUUACGCACAAAGAAUUCGACUUCGAUUUCUUCAACCACCACCUGUUCCACCACCAGGCCCACUGAUCAUUAAAGAAGUACGACCACCUCAACCACCGCCACCAGCUCCACUUCGUAUUCGUCAACGAGCUCCACCUUUCCCUCCACCACCUCCAUUGAUCUUACGUGAACGACCACCAAUUCCACCACCUCGUAUUCUUCCUCAAACUGUUAUUCGGCGACUACCUGCUCUUCCUGUUCCACCUCGAUCAGUAAUUGUCGAACGUUUACCACCACUUCCACCUAAACCUCGUGAUAUUAUCCUUGAACGAUGGAUUCAAUAUGGACCACAGCCUAGACGAAGAACAAUUGUUCAACGUGCACCACCAGUUCGGCCAUAUCCAAUACCACGUAAUAUUAUCAUUCAAUAUGAACGUGUUCCAGCGCGUGUCGUUCGACAAUUUCAACAUCUUGGCGUUGUUCAAGAAAAUCCAGCAUUAUAUGUUCAACGUUAUGGAGCAUCACUUUUGGAUGCUUAUUCAUUGGUACAAAUGGCACGUGCUGCUGGUGUUAUUGAAAAUAUUUCACCACCUGGUUUCGUUGGUUCAUUGGCUGGUGACUCCUCUCAAUUAUUAUUAUCGGGUGGUAAUCUUGGUUAUGACAUUACCAAUGGUUUUGGAGGUUAUAACACUUUUGAUGCUGGAAUAACUGGAUUUAAUGAUAUUGUACCCUAUCAAUCGUCAUAUUACACAGGUGGUACUGAUUUUUCAACAUUUGGUGCUGAUUUAGGAAGUUUUGAGCUUCUUGGAGCUGAUGCUGGGGGUACUACUUCGUUUGAGUCAUCCUCAUUGAACGUGACAAAUGAUGCAACAGUCGCUGAGGCAGCAGUCGCUGGUGCACCAGUCGACAGUACAACAUUUGGCAAUACAACAGUUAGCAGUACAACAUUGGGCGAUGCAGCAGUUAUCGGUACAACAGUCGAAAAUAGGGCAGUCAACGAUGCAGUACGUCUUGAUACAUCAGCUAGUGCGGUAACACUUGGUUCUAUAACAUCUACUAUUCCAGUAGAAUCAGUAGUUACUACUGAUGUCAAGCGUGAUAAUGCAUCAUCCAGAAGUGGAUCCACUAUUUCUAAAAGUUCAAGUAAUAUAAUUAUUUGA
Rotaria sp. Silwood1 is the source of this 1626-nucleotide messenger RNA. Lineage: Eukaryota; Metazoa; Rotifera; Eurotatoria; Philodinida; Philodinidae. The record is from the annotation of a GenBank genome assembly.